AUGCAAAAAUAUUCCAGUUGUCAAAAGGACUUCUUCAAGUUCGAGAUAGUAAGAGCUCCACUUGCGACCUUUGACACCAUUGAUCUAGGCUCAGAUGAUGAUUCAAGUAUCCAUGUUCAACAUUCUUCUCUGAGUGAUAGAUCGUUCCCCACUACCUGCAGCCAAUCUAGUCGUGAUAGUUUUGAUUCCACAGGUGAAAAUAGUAGUUUUGAUCAUAACUCUGACUGUCCUGGUAAUUCCCAGUAUUCUGAAAGUGACAGCGGAACAAGUACACCUACCAACGAACCAGUGGAGUUCAUUUCAACUGACAGACUGAAGAAGCAAGUUUUAAGAGAGAGAUUAAAUACCGAAAUUAACAUCAUUGAACGAACAAGACCUUCCGUUGUGGCUGAACCAGCUAUUGUUCUAAAGCUCGACGCCAAUAUUUCUGACAAGUUCAAGAAGAAACGUUCAAAUUCUUCAAGCUCUGAUUCCGAUUCUGAUGUUUUUACUUUUGAAAAUAUACAGACUCGCCAUAAGAAAAAUGCAUCGAAUAAUAUUGAUGGAAAAGACCUUCAAGACAAGAGCGUGGACCCAGUGAAUUUAUCGCCAAUUCUUUUAGAUCCUAGUCAAAUUAAAUCACCUUCGAAGCGUAAAGCGUAUGAAAAGCGUCUACAACGUCUUCAAGUGACGACUUCUCCUAUAGCUAGACCUCGUAGUACAACGCCUAUUAAUGUAGUUACUUUAGAUGAAUAUAUAGCAAGUUCCCCAGAAUUUUCACCCACUACUGAGAAACUUAAGAUAGUGUUGCCUGCUGAUGAGUUUACACCUAAACCAAAAACUCCUCGAAAAUCAACUAGAAAAGACUCUGAGAGUGAUUUUAAUGAGGAACUGCUAUUUAGUCGUAGUAAAUCUGCUUUAGUUGUUGAUCAAGCUGGACAUCUACCGGUAUCUCCAAAAAGAGUUUUAAUACCACCUAAUAUAUCACCAGCUACUUCCCCAAAGAUUUCUCCUGCAUCCAAGCUAAAAUUAGAAAACCAGGGAUCCACAAAGUAUGUUUAUAUUCGAUCUCCAACUCAUGCCAUCUCUCCAUUAGCUACAGGAGAGGAGGAAAAUUGGGCGACGUUUCCAGACACGCCAAGUACUUUAGGACAAUCCAAUAAGGACAAUGUUAGAAGUGAUCCUAGUGAUAUUGAUAUGUGUGAUGUAGGAGAGGAAGUUUUAACUGUAAAUAUUGAAAAUAAACCAAACUUGGGACAGUGUAAUAUAGAACUAACAUUAUCAGCUAGUAAUAGUAGUAACAGUAUGAACCCCUCUCCUGACUCUUCCUCAAUCGUCACAACGACGAACCCUCUAGGUCAAGAUCACACUGAGUCUGAGUUAGAUUUUCCCAUGGACACAAGUGAAGAUGACACUGGUAGCAGCAGUAAUAAAAAUGGUAGUUGUAGAACACCUGAUAGUGAUCAGUAUUAA
This is a messenger RNA of Lottia gigantea (owl limpet), 1452 nucleotides long. RefSeq lists its product as hypothetical. Bases 1 to 1452 code for a protein of 483 amino acids. The record is from RefSeq and is a predicted model, not a curated record. Lineage: Eukaryota; Metazoa; Mollusca; Gastropoda; Lottiidae. The transcript has a single exon.